This is a messenger RNA of Emiliania huxleyi CCMP1516, 1343 nucleotides long. RefSeq lists its product as hypothetical. Lineage: Eukaryota; Haptophyta; Isochrysidales; Noelaerhabdaceae. The transcript has a single exon. The record is from RefSeq and is a predicted model, not a curated record. The coding region runs from base 37 to 1146 and encodes 369 amino acids.
UUUCCGCAAGCUCCUGUCUCCUGCUCCUCGCCAACCAUGCUUGCGCUCGCCAUCGCCUCACCAGCGGCUCCCGUCGUCCCGGCGUCGAGCGGCGACCCACUCACCAACGACGACGGCUACCUCGGCGGCGCCAUCACCACACCGCCCGACGAGCAGCGCGGUCCGGCCUCGUGGAUUCAGUUCGCCGGGAUGGGCCUCGUCACAGGGGCAAAGUAUACCACGGCGGGCAUCGAAACGGGCCUCGACUGGAUCACGGGCGGGCUGGGUCAGGCGAGCUCCGACUCCGCCUCCAACACCGGCCACCGUUUCCAGGACCUCAACACUGACACCACCUCCGACUUCGGUACGCUGGCCGAGGGCGGAUCGAUGGGCCGCCGCAAGCUCACCGACCCGGACUUUGACUUCCAGAAGGAGGGCGAGGCGUACCAGGCGUCCGGCGCUGCGACGGGCGACGCGUUCGGCACCCUGUCUGAGGGCAUGGCCACCCCGCCCGAGGAGAAGCGGGGCGGCGGCGCUCUCCUCGACGGCGCUCUCCUCAUGACUGGCCACGACGAACUGCUCGGUAUGGAGCUGGCGGAGCAGGGCCACCCGAUGCUGGGCCUCGCGGCGAUGGAGAUGGGUGAGCACCGCAGGGAGGAGCGGCGCGAGGAGGAGUACCGCGACGAGGAGCGGUACCGCGAGGAGGUCUCGCGGUACCAUGACCAGCCGCAGUACCGCCAUGAAGAGCGCUACGGCUACGGCGAUCCCUUCCACCACGAGCACUAUGGCGACUACCACAGAGGCGGUCGCUGGCUGGAGGCCUCAGAGGAUGGCGCCGCGGACGCGGCAGACAGCUCCGCUGAGGCGUCUGAGGCCGGCCCGUCGACUGCAGCACCGGAGGAGAAGAAGCUGGGAGCGCUGCUACUCGACGGAGCAUUGCUCGCAACCGGUCACGACAACGCUCUCGGUGUCGCCCUCACCUCGCAAGGCCACCCCGUCGCAGGGUACAUGGCGAUUCAGCACGGCGAGCGGCGCGAAGAGGAGCGCCGGCGUGAGGAGGAGCGGAGGCGCGAGGAGGAGUGGCGCCGCCAGCAGCGCAACGGAUACGGAUACGAUCGCUACGACAGGGAUCGUUUCGACCACCACCAAUCCAUGCUUGGCCGUUGAGCGUGGUGCCAGCGCGAUUGUCACCGACAAGAGCAGCGUGCAGACGGCGUGGCGAUCGCGGAAUCGGUGACGGUUUGUUAGGUGCAGGGUUCUCUCUCCCGUCCAUGAUGAGAGAUCUUGGUUUAAGCGCAAUGUGUGCGUGUCAGAGAUGCGAGAAAUUUUGUGUGCAUUGCCUCAAACAACAACAUUGUGACCAU